Messenger RNA from Drosophila takahashii, 2450 nucleotides. It is a transcript of the gene Or2a, whose product is annotated as Odorant receptor 2a. Gene Ontology annotation, cellular component: plasma membrane. Gene Ontology annotation, molecular function: odorant binding; olfactory receptor activity. The record is from RefSeq and is a predicted model, not a curated record. NCBI's taxonomy places the organism in Eukaryota, Metazoa, Arthropoda, Insecta, Diptera, Drosophilidae. Gene Ontology annotation, biological process: detection of chemical stimulus involved in sensory perception of smell; sensory perception of smell.
UAGUAGAUUAAUAGUGCUCUAGAUUUUGGGGAUCCGAAAGCACCUGACAAGUAACCUCAAAGUAGCCAGAACAUAAUUGUAGGGCCCAUUGUAUAAACUCUAAAAUAGCACCCGUUUUCAAACCUUGGAUUUGAGAAACUUGGUUAAAGUUAACGCUCACUUUAAAGUUUAAACCCAUCGAUGGCCGUUAGAGUAGCACCGAUUUCCAUACAAAACAAAUCAGUUAACAGCAAACCCUCAAUUAGCAAUAACUUGACGUGAGAAGAGUAAUUCUAAGGCACAAUUUAUUAACCUCCGGUUAGGUUAACCUCCUAAUUGGAGUUAAAGUAGCGGCGUUCAUGUAAUCAGCGAGGAGAAGCACUUAACCCUCAGGUAGCUAAAUGACGAAGUGAAAUAGGGGAUUAUUAAGACUAAAUAGUUUAAAACAAGGCACUUUGACCUCGCUUGUCGGGUGUUUUGGGGCCGUAACCGUUAGUUGAUACAAACACACACAACCCCCACUCCCCAUUUCCCAGCCAGAAUGAAGAAUACUGCAGAAUAAAGAGAGAGAUUUCCAACAAAAACAAAUGGCCCGGUGAAAACUUUUUUUCUGGGGGAUCAUUACCUGGGCCAAUGGUUACGUUUCCCAGCCACUUAGCCAAAAAGUUGGCUCAAUAAUGGCGCAAUCACAGGUAAUCACAGGAGUAUAAAUACCAAGGGACACUUUGGCUUGGGUCAAAAGUAAACUAGAUCAUGGAGGAACCCAAACUGGACACCCACAGUGCUGUCUACUACCACUGGCGCGUCUGGGAGCUCACUGGGCUGAUGCGUCCCAGGGGGAUUAGCCGAUGGGCCUACCGACUGUACUCCGUAACGAUCAAUCUGGUGGUCACCCUGCUGUUUCCCCUGAGCCUCCUGGCCAGGCUCUUGUUCACCACCAAUCUGGCCGGAAUUUGCGAGAAUCUGACCAUCACCAUCACGGAUAUCGUGGCCAAUUUGAAGUUUGCGAACGUGUAUCUGGUGCGGUCGCAGCUCUACGAGAUUAGGUCGCUCCUGCGCCGGAUGGAUGACCGGGCCAGGCGGGUGGGCGAUCCCGAGGAGCUGGCCGCCCUGCGCAGGGAGGUGGACAUUGCCCAGGGCAGCUUCCGCACCUUCGGCUGGAUUUUUGUCUUCGGCACUACUUUGAGCUGCAUUAGGGUAAUCAUUCGGCCGGAUCGGGAGCUCCUGUACCCGGCCUGGUUCGGCCUGGACUGGAUGCACUCGACCAGGAACUAUGUGCUCAUCAAUAUCUACCAGUUGUUCGGCCUGGCCGUGCAGGCCAUCCAGAACUGUGCGAGUGACUCGUAUCCGCCGGCCUUUCUCUGCCUGCUCACGGGUCACAUGCGUGCUUUGGAGUUAAGGGUGCGUCGGAUUGGGUACAGGGAUGCCAGGGAUAGGGAGCACUUUCCGGGGGACUACGAGGUGUGGCAGGAGCAGAGCUACGAGCAGCUAAUCGAGUGCAUCCGCGACCUGAGGCGGGUCCAUCGGCUGAGGAGGAUCAUCCAGCGCAUCCUGGCGGUGCCCUGCAUGGCCCAGUUCGCCUGCUCCGCCGCCGUCCAGUGCACCGUGGCCAUGCACUUCCUCUACAUGGCCGACGACCACGAUCUCACCGCCAUGAUCAUCUCGAUCGUCUUCUUCACGGCCGUUACUCUCGAGGUCUUUGUCAUCUGCUUCUUUGGGGAUCGGAUGCGGACGCAGAGCGAGGCGCUGUGCGAUGCCUUCUACGCCUGCAACUGGGUGGACCAGCUGCCCAAGUUCAAGCGGGAAUUGCUCUUCACGCUGGCCAGGACCCAGCGUCCUUCGCUCAUCUUCGCCGGGAACUACAUCGCCCUCUCGCUGGAGACCUUCGAGCAGGUCAUGAGGUUCACCUACUCCGCUUUCACGCUUUUGCUGAGGGCCAAGUAAGCCGAGAUGGAUGAUAUAAAGUGUGGGAUGGGACUUACAGAACCCUCGGAAAAUUAUAAUAGGGUCUUAGACUCAAAUGCAGGGACCGAAAAUAACAGUUAUUUUAUUAUUUUUAAUCGAAACCACUAAAAAUUUGAGAAAAAAAUCGUAAAGCCAAUUUAAUAGGCCACAAUUCAUAUUCGCAAUGACCUAAAAAUUUGUAACUUUUUUAAAAUUGGUCAUGAAGUAACUCUUAUAUCAGACUUUUAAAAUACAUGAAUUCUUUAAAACAACGACACCGCGAAUUCUUUAGGGCAAGAGGAACAAAUAUUGACCAUCGUAACAAAAAUUGUUUGUCUAUUUUUUUGCUAACCAAUUGAACGAAUCAUCAACACAAUGAGACCGCGAAUUCUUAAGGGCAAAAGGAAGCAAUGCUUGAUUUAAAGUAAAACUUAUAACUGUUACGGUCCCUGCUCAAAUGUUCAAUAUACUAGAGUGCUAGAAUGAUGUAGAAAUUACAAUACUAUAACUUUAAAAUAAAUAUCUUC